This is a messenger RNA of Heterobilharzia americana, 1764 nucleotides long. Lineage: Eukaryota; Metazoa; Platyhelminthes; Trematoda; Strigeidida; Schistosomatidae. The record is from the annotation of a GenBank genome assembly.
AUGAGUAAAAUCCAGCCUUUUGUUGAACUUAUAACAUCAAAGCCAAAAAACUUACAUUGUUGUUUUCAUAUGCAUGUAUUAGCCUUCAGAAAAUCCGAUGAUAAAAUAUUGUUGCUGUUGUAUUUAUUUACUACUACUACUACUACUACUACUACUACUACUACUACUACUACUACUACUACUACUACUACUACUACUACUACUACUACUACUACUACUACUACUACUACUACUACUACUACUACUACUACUACUACUACUACUACUACUACUACUACUACUACUACUACUACUACUACUACUACUACUACUACUACUACUACUACUACUACUACUACUACUACUACUACUACUACUACUACUACUACUACUACUACUACUACUACUACUACUACUACUACUACUACUACUACUACUACUACUACUACUACUACUACUACUACUACUACUACUACUACUACUACUACUACUACUACUACUACUACUACUACUACUACUACUACUACUACUACUACUACUACUACUACUACUACUACUACUACUACUACUACUACUACUACUACUACUACUACUACUACUACUACUACUACUACUACUACUACUACUACUACUACUACUACUACUACUACUACUACUACUACUACUACUACUACUACUACUACUACUACUACUACUACUACUACUACUACUACUACUACUACUACUACUACUACUACUACUACUACUACUACUACUACUACUACUACUACUACUACUACUACUACUACUACUACUACUACUACUACUACUACUACUACUACUACUACUACUACUACUACUACUACUACUACUACUACUACUACUACUACUACUACUACUACUACUACUACUACUACUACUACUACUACUACUACUACUACUACUACUACUACUACUACUACUACUACUACUACUACUACUACUACUACUACUACUACUACUACUACUACUACUACUACUACUACUACUACUACUACUACUACUACUACUACUACUACUACUACUACUACUACUACUACUACUACUACUACUACUACUACUACUACUACUACUACUACUACUACUACUACUACUACUACUACUACUACUACUACUACUACUACUACUACUACUACUACUACUACUACUACUACUACUACUACUACUACUACUACUACUACUACUACUACUACUACUACUACUACUACUACUACUACUACUACUACUACUACUACUACUACUACUACUACUACUACUACUACUACUACUACUACUACUACUACUACUACUACUACUACUACUACUACUACUACUACUACUACUACUACUACUACUACUACUACUACUACUACUACUACUACUACUACUACUACUACUACUACUACUACUACUACUACUACUACUACUACUACUACUACUACUACUACUACUACUACUACUACUACUACUACUACUACUACUACUACUACUACUACUACUACUACUACUACUACUACUACUACUACUACUACUACUACUACUACUACUACUACUACUACUACUACUACUACUACUACUACUACUACUACUACUACUACUACUACUACUACUACUACUACUACUACUACUACUACUACUACUACUACUACUACUACUACUACUACUACUACUACUACUACUACUACUACUACUACUACUACUACUACUACUACUACUACUACUACUACUACUACUACUACUACUACUACUACUACUACUACUACUGAGACGACAACGACGACUAUUUGA